This is a messenger RNA of Ricinus communis (castor bean), 1878 nucleotides long. Its product is annotated as S-adenosylmethionine decarboxylase proenzyme. The transcript has 4 exons. Gene Ontology annotation, biological process: spermine biosynthetic process; spermidine biosynthetic process. Gene Ontology annotation, molecular function: adenosylmethionine decarboxylase activity. NCBI's taxonomy places the organism in Eukaryota, Viridiplantae, Streptophyta, Magnoliopsida, Malpighiales, Euphorbiaceae. Gene Ontology annotation, cellular component: cytosol. The coding region runs from base 560 to 1639 and encodes 359 amino acids. The record is from RefSeq and is a predicted model, not a curated record.
UUCAUGUCGAGAACCUCACAUGAAAAGAGCGUUCCUUUAGAAUCGCUAGCAGAAAGAACACGAAUCUCAAAUCUCUCUCUCUCUCUCUCUCUCUCUCUUCCUGCACCAAUCAAACCCUAAAAAUUGGUGUUCUUGCUUGGUUUUUAUUGCUUUUUCCCGGAUUUGUUUAGAAUUGGGUUUUGAUCCUUGUUACAAAGAAAGGAGCUAGGAUUUUUGAGAUUGGAAUUUCUUCAUUUAUUUUGCAAGGCUGAAUGAUCUAAUGGAAUCUAAAGGUGGUAAGAAGAAGUCUAGUAGUAGUAGUAGUAGUAGUAAGAAAUCAUUGUUCUACGAAGCUCCCCUCGGUUAUAGCAUUGAAGACAUUAGGCCUCACGGUGGAAUUAAGAAAUUCAGAUCUGCUGCUUACUCCAACUGCGUGAGAAAGCCAUCCUGAGAUCUCCCAAGUUUGACAUAACCCCUUUUAGCUUUCUUAGAAUUAUCAUUGUCUUUUCUCGCAUUUCCUUUCUACUUUCCUCGUUCUCUCAUACUACUUUACUAGUGUUGUUGUUCGUUUUAAGGCAAUAUGGCCUUGUCGGUUCCUCCUAUUGGAUUUGAAGGCUAUGAAAAGAGGCUGGAGGUAUCCUUUUCUGAGCCUGGCUUCUUUGCUGAUCCUGGAGGGAUGGGCCUCCGCUCUCUGUCCAAAUCUCAACUAGAUGAGAUUCUCAAACCAGCUGAAUGCACCAUUGUCGACUCGCUUUCGAACGAUCAUGUCGACUCUUAUGUUCUUUCAGAAUCUAGCCUCUUUGUGUACCCGUACAAACUUAUGAUUAAAACUUGUGGGACUACUAAGUUGCUUCUUUCAAUCCCAGCAAUCCUAAAAUUGGCUGAUACACUAUCACUCUCGGUUUCUUCUGUGAGGUACACUCGUGGGAGCUUCAUAUUCCCCAGUGCUCAGACAUUCCCACAUCGUAGCUUCUCUGAGGAAGUAGCUGUCCUUGAUGGCCAUUUUGGCAAACUUGGUUUGGAGAGUGUGGCAUAUGUUAUGGGUAGUCCUGAUGAAACACGAAAAUGGCAUGUUUACUCUGCUGCAAUUGAUGAGAGGUGCCACUCAAGCCCUAUUUACACACUUGAAAUGUGCAUGACUGGUUUGGACAGAGAGAGAGCAUCUGUUUUCUACAAAACACACACCAGUUCAGCUGCUGUAAUGACUGAAGAUUCUGGUAUAAGGAAAAUCCUCCCACAAUCUGAGAUAUGUGAUUUUGAUUUUGAUCCAUGUGGUUACUCGAUGAAUGCUGUUGAAGGGGAUGCGAUUUCUACAAUCCAUAUCACUCCAGAAGAUGGUUUUAGCUAUGCAAGCUUUGAGUCAAUGGGUUACAACUUUGAAGAAGUGAAUUUGACUCAGCUGCUAGAAAGGGUUUUAGCUUGCUUUGAGCCGACUGAGUUCUCCAUUGCACUGCAUUCUAACAUUGUGCACGAUGAACUGAAGUUCUUUCCAGAUGUGAAGGGAUAUUCCUGUGGAGGAAGGAACUAUGAAGUGCUUGGAAAGGGUGGAUCAAUCAUCUACUACAGUUUCGAGAGGAUCAAAGGCUGUGCAUCUCCGAGGUCAAUCCUGAAAUGUUGUUGGAGCGAGGAUGAGAAGGACGAGGAAGUUGAGGAAUCGUAGUUUUAUUUUCGUAUUUUGAUUUUGCUGUUCUUACUUAAUAAAGUGCCGUGGGGUUAUAUAAUUAUGAGGGCAGUCACUGUUCUGCUUCUCUAGGCAUUGCUUCAGUUUUUCUUCUAUUGUUACUUGAGCUUGCUAGUGUUGUGUUUAUAUCUGCAUGGGCUGUGGGAUCCUAUGUUAAAUUUGUAUUCCACAACCUUAAAUGUUGCGUUUUGACGUUCAAUGAAAUAGUAUGUGCUAUA